AAUGUCAACUCUCUCUCUCAUUCUCUCUCUCUUACAUAGGUGGUGACUGUCUCUUCUUCUUCUUCAUUUUGGUUCCACCAUAAAUUAACCAAACUCCAUUCACACCAUCGAUCUCCUCCUUUUAUGAACCAUCGCUUCAUAUCUGUGUGUUGUUACUUACUUCUUUGACAGAUGGGGAAUGGAGUCACCACUUUGAGCCCCUGUUGCACCGGCACCGUCGCCGGAGAAAUCUCCCGGCGAUACGAUGUAUCUCUCGUCCACGACGGACUCGGCCACUCCUUCUGCUACAUACGACCGGACGUCACCGGAGUAGCAGUGUCGCCUUCUUAUACGCCGGAGAUUCCUCUCCGAUCAGAACCUAUCCCAGAAACCACCACUUUCCGAUCGAUCUCCGGCGCUUCGGUCAGCGCGAAUCCGUCAACAGCUCUCUCCGGUUCUGCUUCGUCGGAUUCAGACUGUAUGUACAGCUCAGCCUCCGCGUUCGAGAGCUCUGGUAACUUCGCGUCUCUCCCUCUCCAGCCUGUGCCGCGCGGCGGCUCCACGUGUCAGUCGGGUCCGAUUGUUAACGAGCCGGGUCACGAGUCGGGUCCGUUUGAGAGGAGGUUCUUAUCGGGUCCGAUCGAAAGCGGGUUGUAUUCGGGUCCGAUAGAGUUUAUGAAAAAGAAUAAGACAGAGAAGGAGAAACCGAUGAAGAAGAAGAAGGUAAGAAGAAAAGCCUCACCGGAAAAACCUAAACCGAAGAAAAAGAAGAACUUUCUCACAUUCAAAGCCUUGUUCACCAAUCUAAUCUCCAACAAUAAACCUAGCUCGAAGAAGAGUGUGAUCGAGCCGAUCAACGGUUCUGAAUCACCAGACUCUGAUCGUCAUCAUGAACCUGAGAUUGUCAACGAGAAUCCUAAACCUGAUCACAAGCGAGAAGCUAAAGAAGAGGAAGAAGAAAAGAACAAAUGCUCUGUUUUGGAUGUUCAAUGGGCUCAGGGGAAAGCAGGGGAAGAUCGUGUACACGUGGUCGUCUCUGAAGAAAACGGAUGGGUUUUUGUCGGAAUCUACGACGGUUUCAGCGGUCCCGAUGCGCCGGAUUAUCUACUCAACAAUCUAUACACCGCCGUGCAAAAGGAGCUCAACGGGUUACUCUGUAACGACGAAAAGCUCAGAACUUUAGGACAAAACGGUGACACUCAAAUCGGAAAACGUUCCGACAAGGAAGAUUCGGAUUCGGGCAAAGAGAAUUUCCCUGUAACGACGAACAUUGACGCGGUUGCUUCCGGCGCAAGAAACCAAGAGAAGAGUGUGAAAUGGAGAUGCGAGUGGGAGAAUAACGAUACCAAAUCUGACAACGACUGUGAUCAGAAAGGAUCAAACUCGACGACAACAAACCACGGAGAUGUCCUGAGAGCUCUUGUGCAGGCUUUGAGGAAAACAGAGGAGGCGUAUCUAGAGCUAGCUGAUACGAUGGUUGAAGAGAAUCCUGAAUUGGCAUUGAUGGGAUCAUGCGUCCUCGUGACGUUGAUGAAAGGAGAAGAUGUUUAUGUCAUGAAUGUUGGAGACAGUCGAGCGGUUUUAGCGAGGAAGCCUAAUGUGGUGGUUGGAAGCAGGAGGCAGAAGGAGAUGGAGAGAAUCAAGGAAGUUAGAGAAAUGUUUAUGAAUGGAGCAAUAACGCGUAAUAGUUUGGUUCCUCUACAGCUUAACAAAGAACAUAGCACACGUAUUGAAGAGGAAGUGAGAAGAAUCAAGAAGGAACAUCCUGAAGAUGAUGGUGCAAUAGAAAAUGAUAGAGUUAAAGGUUAUCUUAAGGUUACUCGUGCAUUUGGAGCUGGAUUUCUCAAACAGCCUAAAUGGAACGAUGCACUUUUAGAGAUGUUCAGGAUCGACUACAUCGGGACAUCACCGUACAUCACAUGCUCUCCAUCUCUAUGUCAUCACAAGCUAACGUCACGUGACAAGUUCUUGAUCCUCUCUUCGGAUGGGUUGUAUGAAUAUUUCUCUAAUCAAGAAGCCAUUUUCGAGGUUGAAUCUUUCAUCUCUGCUUUUCCUGAAGGCGAUCCAGCUCAACACUUGAUCCAGGAGGUCCUCCUACGUGCUGCCAACAAAUAUGGUAUGGAUUUUCAUGAACUGUUGGAAAUACCACAAGGAGAUCGUCGGAGGUAUCAUGAUGAUAUCUCUGUGAUUGUUAUCUCACUUGAAGGAAGAAUAUGGAGAUCGUCCAUGUGAAUAUUGUUAUUAUUUUUUCAUGAAUUGAAUCCUUUGAAGAACUAAUUCCAAUAACUCGGUUUGUUUUUUUCUUUUUCCAAUUUGAAUUUUUCUCACAAUAUUUUUCAUUUGAUGUAUUUAUUUUUACCUAAAUAGUUUAGUGAACAAAAGCGAACCAAAGUGGGCAUAUACAUAUCUUUGGCUUUUCUUGGUUUCCUU
Brassica oleracea var. oleracea is the source of this 2409-nucleotide messenger RNA. RefSeq names its product probable protein phosphatase 2C 66. The record is from RefSeq and is a predicted model, not a curated record. The transcript has 4 exons. Gene Ontology annotation, biological process: protein dephosphorylation. Lineage: Eukaryota; Viridiplantae; Streptophyta; Magnoliopsida; Brassicales; Brassicaceae. Gene Ontology annotation, molecular function: protein serine/threonine phosphatase activity. The coding region runs from base 172 to 2211 and encodes 679 amino acids.